AUGCUGCGCUCCUCAAUUGUGUCAAGCCAGGCUCGGCUCCUGUCUCUGGGCCGACAGCGCGCAGCGACACAAUUCCCUUCCGCAUCUUUUGCAAACAGCCCCGUUGUCCGUGGCCAGAGGUAUCUUGCACAGUCUAGAAAUCCUGCCCCGACCAGCGCAACGCCUGUUUCACCCGCGUCAGAGUCACCAGUACCUCCCGAGACCGUAUCCUCGACGGCGCCGUCUGCGUCCGGCCAGGGCCAGACGUCCCCCCCUUCAUCGAUACAGCCUCCCCAGAAACCCACGGAAGAUGCCGCAGAUGUUGCAGUCGAACCUCCUGCUCGCAAGCGGGGACGAUUCCGGAGAUUGCUAUUCUAUCUCGUCCUGACGUCCGGUUUUGCCUACGGCGGUGGUGUGUUUCUAGCUCUGAAGUCGGACAACUUCCACGACUUUUUCACAGAAUACGUGCCCUAUGGUGAAGAGAGCGUUCUCUACUUCGAAGAACGUGACUUUUACCGUCGUUUCCCCAAUGCUACCCGUCACUCGAACCGACUGCCUCCGUCUCACAAAGAGGAGUCGCAAAAAGUCACCAUUCCUAGCAACAGUGGACUCUCUUGGAAGGUUGCGAGCGAUGAAUCUAGCGGUAGCGAUGUGACUCAAAAGGGUCCUCACAACAGCGCACAAGCCGUGACCAAGGCAAAGGACGAAAAGAAAGCAGAGACUGCUAAGAAGCAGGAAGCCAAGGAAACGCCAAAGGAAGAGCCUAGAAAACCAGCUGUCUCCCCUGUCUCGACUCUCGAACUGGUCAAGGUUGAUGCCGCUGAGGAACCCGUCGUUCAGGAACUUGUCAAAGUUUUCAAUGAUAUAAUAACCGUCAUUAGUGCCGAUGGCGCUGCCAACAAGUACUCGGCGCCAAUUGCUAAGGCCCGAGCCGAGCUCGAAAGCAUUGGCCAGAAGAUAACCGCCCUGCGAAGCGACGCCCAGAUGGAAGCCAAGGAGGAAAUUGACAAGGCUCACGCUCUUUUCGAUGAAUCGGCUCAGAAGCUCAUGCGCCAGAUUGAAGAUGCACGCGCUGCUGAGGCAGCUCAGUUCCGUGAGGAGUUUGAAACUGAACGGGAGAAAUUGUCACGCGCAUACCAGAAAAAAACUAAGGUGGAACUUGUGAAAGCACAGGAAGUGGCGGAGCAACGCCUGAAGAACGAGCUUGUCGAGCAGGCUAUCGAAUUGAACCGCAAAUAUCUCAACGACGUGAAGGACUUGGUGGAACGGGAGCGUGAAGGUCGCUUGAGCAAGAUUGGCGAACUGACUGCUAGCGUCAACGAGCUCGAAAAACUCACCGCAGACUGGAGCGAUGUUAUUGACAGCAACCUGAAGACCCAACAACUUCAGGUUGCAAUCGACUCCGUUCGUACUGUGCUUGAGAAUGCCACCGUUUCCAAGCCGUUCGUCCGUGAGCUGGUCGCUGUGAAGGAGCUUGCUGCCGACGACCCUGUUGUGGCUGCUGCCAUCGCCUCGAUCAACCCUACGGCGUACCAACGCGGAAUCCCUACAACUUCACAGAUGAUUGAUCGCUUCCGCCGCGUGGCCAGCGAGGUUCGCAAAGCCAGCCACCUCUCUGAAGACGCAGGCAUCGCUCGCCAUGCCGCCAGCUUUGCUUUGAGCAAGGUCAAGUUCAAGAACGAUGAAUUAGCCGAUGGUGAUGACGUUGAAAGCGUUUUGCUGCGAACACAGAACAUGUUAGAGGAGGGAAGACUCGAUGAUGCUGCUCGUGAGAUGAAUGGUCUUGACGGCUGGGCGAAGAUUCUGAGCAAAGAUUGGCUUGCCGACGUGCGUCGUAUUCUCGAGGUGCAGCAGGCUUUGGAAGUGAUGGAAACGGAGGCUCGCCUACAGUGCCUGCGGGUUGAGUCUUGA
Messenger RNA from Talaromyces rugulosus, 1890 nucleotides. RefSeq lists its product as uncharacterized. NCBI's taxonomy places the organism in Eukaryota, Fungi, Ascomycota, Eurotiomycetes, Eurotiales, Trichocomaceae. The record is from RefSeq and is a predicted model, not a curated record. Gene Ontology annotation, cellular component: MICOS complex. The coding region runs from base 1 to 1890 and encodes 629 amino acids. The transcript has 3 exons. Gene Ontology annotation, biological process: cristae formation.